Molecule: messenger RNA, 351 nt
Organism: Puccinia graminis f. sp. tritici CRL 75-36-700-3
Lineage: Eukaryota; Fungi; Basidiomycota; Pucciniomycetes; Pucciniales; Pucciniaceae
Exons: 2
Coding region: 1-351 (116 amino acids)
Source: RefSeq, a predicted model, not a curated record
AUGGUGGUCAAAAUUAAAUCAAAUAUUCAUCCGGAGAUAAUCAAGUCCCGCGUGGCCCUCUUCAGCAGGACUUUGCGCCGGAUCGGUGAAAAUAGAAGUGCACGAACACCAGCCCGGAUCAGCGGAUGCCAGAGCCCCCCGACGUUGGAUCAGAAACUUCAGCACACCUCAGCGAAAGAAUUGAGGCAGAGGAUCUCCGGCCGCCCGAUCGUCUACACCGCGCUGAUCAACCGCCCUCGAUCUGGGCAUUGCCCCCUUCACCAAUACCUCUUCAAAGUCAAUCACCGGCUCGAUGGUCGGCCAAACCCAUAUUAUUUCAUCAGCUCACUCAAUCUAUGGGGAAGGGGCUAG